AUGGCCAAGCUUCCCUCCAUCUCCAUGCUAACCAUAGCCUGCGCACUCUUAUUCAUGUUCAUCAUCCACCAGCAGGCAUCCUCCGCUAGAACCAUUGGCAAUCCCACCCCAACCCCUCGUAACCAUUAUCACAGAAUAACGUUUCUAAUGAGAGACGUGCUGAUCAAUGUGACUCAACCCUCAUCAAAGCCCGCAACCGCUAAAGUCACCGGUCAGCUCCCCUUCCCAAAGCCACUAGGCCUCUUCCCUCCUAAUGGAGGAAUCCCCCUACUUGGGUCCAAUCCAACAGUUCCCGGCACCGCUGCCGGAUUGUCCACUCAAACACUUGAUCUCUCCGCCAUCGGUCUAUCUUUCCCGGCUAGAGCUACUAUUCAAGAGUUGGAGUUUGGGACAGUAACAGUAAUAGACCAAGAAUUAUUUAAAGGUUCGAGUAAAAACAACAUGUCACCCAUGCUUGGAAAAGCACAGGGGAUAUAUGUUGCAAGCUCAGAAGAUGGGAGCAGCCAUAUGAUGGCCAUGACAGCAUAUUUUGCUGGUAGUGAUGGCUUUAAGGAUGGGUUGAGGUUUUUUGGGGUGCACCAGACCGAUGUUCCCGAGUCUCAUAUUGCAGUUAUUGGUGGCAUUGGGAAGUAUCAAGGCGCAAAUGGGUAUGCAAAAGUUAAGGCAGUGGAUGAUCAUGUGGGUUCUCAUACUGAUGAGGAAGGAAAAGGAACCAAUAAGCUCCUUCUGUUCCAUGUAUAUCUCAGUUAG
Alnus glutinosa is the source of this 750-nucleotide messenger RNA. Its product is annotated as dirigent protein 25-like. Bases 1 to 750 code for a protein of 249 amino acids. NCBI's taxonomy places the organism in Eukaryota, Viridiplantae, Streptophyta, Magnoliopsida, Fagales, Betulaceae. The transcript has a single exon. The record is from RefSeq and is a predicted model, not a curated record.